This is a messenger RNA of Anopheles coustani, 3079 nucleotides long. RefSeq lists its product as uncharacterized. Lineage: Eukaryota; Metazoa; Arthropoda; Insecta; Diptera; Culicidae. The transcript is spliced from 2 exons. The record is from RefSeq and is a predicted model, not a curated record. Bases 469 to 1623 code for a protein of 384 amino acids.
UCCACUGUGUGGAUGGGUGAAUAAUGUAAACGGAUAUACGGGUAGUAUGUGAAUAAUCGUGAGUUUCUGAAAGUGACGAGAACACACAACAGAAUAACACCUCCGCCUAAAUUAGUGAAGACUGGUGUUAAGGUCGACAAACCCUCCAGCAAGGCUAAAAAUAAUAGAAUCUCUCAUCGAGCUGCUGGACCAGCUUUCUGCACGUACCUGAUAUUAGUGUUUGUUGCGAUUGUACUUUUUCGCAACGCCUGUUCGUAGCUCUCUUCUUUGGUUUAGUGAAAAUAUGUAAUCUUCGGGUAGCGCAACGCAAGCAAAGAACAACGGAUUCGUCAAUUGUGUCGCACCAUUUGCCGUGCGUGCGAUUUCUUGCAUCUUGCAAAAUCGCACAUACGCCGUGUGCGCCAGUGAGUGUAUGUGUGUGUAGGUGUUCCUUGAUUUCUUCUGCCACCACCAAUAACCAUCACCUCAAUGGGCGAUGAGCUGGACAUGAACUUUGGAGAGCUGCGGGACAAAAAUGAAAUCAUCCGGAAGUACGUGGAAAACCUGAACCGCCUCCGACAGCUGGCUGCACGGCGUGGUCAGGUCAGCGAGGGCGAGUUCAACAACUACCUUAUCCGGCACUACUUCCAUAACAACAACAUCAUCAACUACAUUUUCGAUAAGCAUACGAGUCGCAUACUCCUGAAGACGGUCAUCGAGCGGAAGAAGAAGAUAAUUAACUUCAUCUUCCUGCUGAUGACGCUCUUCAUCGUUUUCUCGUACAAGCACGAAGUAUCCACCGUCGUUCUUCGUAAUAUCCAGAGCUUCAUCUAUCCUGGAAUGCGCUUCUGGCGCAAGGCUACCGUUCCGAUAAUUGCGUCCUACCCCUCGCUGACGGAGUAUUACGAUGAAAGCUGCCUGCUGACGAAUCCUUACUUUCAAGUGGAAAAUCUCAAUUGCGAUCCUUGUGCGGACGUGGCCAACGUACUCGACUUUACUGCCGUACUGGAGUCACGUUCGACGACAUCGGCCUCCGCGGCAGCAGCGGCCGCUGUCAAUUAUCCUUACAUUUUCAAAACGCAAAAAGAGCUUGUCGACAUCGGGAGUCUGCAGACUCUCUUCGAGCAGCACCGGUCAGUAUUUACCAAAGACGCGUACAGGGUGCAGUCAACCGAUGACGCGAUCCGCAACCUGGACGAUCUGUUCCGGGUGUUUGUGAACGUCAGCCACGGCGGAACCGGUGGUACGCCAAAGACGGGAACGGCCCCACCGGAAAGCCACAGCGUGUGGCGAUGCAACCGGAUGGAACCGGCACGACUCCUGCGAAGGUUGUUUCCCCGGCCCUCACGGCUGCCGGCGACGGGCGUUAGUUUGGAGCGCUACCUGCUGAUCGAUACGCCGCAGGCCCCACUCUACAGCAUCCCGGACGCAGAAUGUGCCAACAUGUUCGUCAUUCAGGGCAGCGGUAGCCGUACGUUUUUGCUGCGACCGACGCAGGAAUGCCGGCACCGGUGCAGGACACUCUCCGUACGAUUGCCACCGUACUAUGGAUUGAUCUACAACUGGUGGUACUGGAAGCCAGUAUCCCUACCGGAGUUUACCGCCAAAAGCCCAUCGAUUAGCUACGUUGGAAGCUAUUGUUGAGAAAAGAAAGAUUCCAUGCAACAUACAGGACGAUAUACGGAGCAGAGGACGAUCGGUCGGUUAAUUUAGUAUUUAGCACAUCCAUCGCAGAGCAAGAUUCGUUUUACUCGAAAAAAACCACACUAUUAUGUGUUACAUACUGGCGUAAUACAAUUUGAUGAAUGGUGCGCCAGUAAACCCCAACGCUAUGAGAUUUCCAAACGAACGACGCUUCCAUGCGUCCAAGGCGCGGGACAACAGGAUAGAGUUUUAGAAGCAAUUGUCGACGAUAGUGAAGGACUAGCUUUGUAUUUUUUUUUUUACAUUAUGGACCGAUUAUUAUUUUCUUAAGGAAGCAUUUUACUUUUCAAAAGUAAACAGUUGAACAAAAAAAAAAUAAGUCAAAAAAAUAGAACCCAGCGAAAAACGCGUAAUCCAAUGAAAUAUUAUUUAUACCAUUAGUGGACUGUAAAUAGAUUGUGUGAUUAUUUGAGGGCAUUUACAGCAAAAGAUAACGAACACUGGCAGUAAUACAUAUUAAACCAAUGCACAAACGGGAACGAUGGCCGCCAAUAGCAUAAGCUCAAAACAUUACACGUUGAUCGUAGCGCAAUGCAUUAACAGUUUCUUUCUCUAUUCUAACCGUAACCAGAAUAGUUGCAAUGAAUUAACAAACAAGCCCACUUCAGCAGGGUUGCGGAUGAAGAAAGCUCUCUGGAAUCUCGAGAGGGACUUUUUCGUUACAAACGUGUUCUUUAUGUUGUGUGCGGGGGUUUUUAUUUUAUUUUUAUUAUUAUUUUUUUUUUUUUAUAUCACCUCAACGAUAUUUUGGAGAGAUUAUUUACCAACUAACCAAGGUUUAAAACCAAAAAUCACAUUUGCGCUAAAGAGACUGUUAUGAUUUACAUUUUGUUUUUCUUUCGUUCUUAGGCUUAUUUCCAGUUUAAGUUCUAGGAUAUUUAGCAUAUACACUACCGAAGAGAUCAGCUGUUGAUCAAUCUCAGACUCUUUCCUGUAGUUAUACUAGCGAAUAAGCUGUACCGCUCGCCAUUUCCGAAACAAACAAAUCAGUCGCGCAUAGAAUUUUGUAAGCCUGAUUUGAUGUCAAUUUGUUUUCCCUCUUCUCGGGAGUGUCCGUUCAAACGGCUAACACUAUUAACUUGUACAUCUAUGAACAGGAGGCUUAACGUUAAUGCAUCUACGAACAGAAGGUAUCACACUUACAAAAAGAUCGCUUCGACGUAUAUACAAAAAAAGCAACUAGAAACAGCACUGAUCUUACUAGCAACCAGAAGCAAUGUUUUUUUUACUUUAAUUAAUAACGCUAAGCCAUCAAUAACAAUAUCAGUCCUUCCUGACCUAGGAAUGGGCAGCGAUUUGAAGAUGUUGAGAAGAAAAACAGACGUAAUGUUCCACCUUGGGGAAGGGAUAACUAGGAGGAAAUAAGUAAAACUGAAAUAUGGCUCUUGUGUUACAA